GAGGUGAGCUGUCCUAAAGUUUCGGUGGUCGUCGUACGCGCAGUCGCAUUUGGCAAGCGCGGCGCAUCGGCUGCGCGGGAGUCGGGAGUGUUGUGUGCGAAAGUACCUUCGUGAAGUUAUUUGGAGUUUUUCAAUUUCAUAUUUUAUUUUUAUCAUAGGAUUUUUAGAUACCGUUUUCUAAGAUGGCGGAUAUUAUAAUAAACUCAACACAGAGUGUGUUGAAGGAAACGUAUGACUACUAUCUAUGGACGUUAUCGUUGUCAGACAAUCGAACGAAGGGCUGGCCUUUGGUGGACUCACCAGCACCAACAGUCUUCUAUACUCUAAUGUACCUGUUCAUCGUGUGGAUAGGCCCUAAGAUCAUGAAGAAUAGGAGACCGUUCCAGCUCACGUGGCUCCUAGUACCUUAUAACCUGGCUAUGGCGGCCUUAAAUGCUUACAUUGCGAUAAGGCUGCUGACUGCCUCAUUUAGGUUACGGUACAGCUACAUUUGUGAGCCUUGUCGACAGAAAUAUGAUCCUGAUGAAUUGCAAAUAGCAGACGCCGUCUGGUGGUACUACUUCUCGAAGCUUCUGGAGUUCUGUGACACUUUCUUCUUCAUUCUAAGAAAGAAGGACGAGCAGCUGACCUUCCUGCACGUGUACCAUCACUCCACCAUGUUCAGCUUCUGGUGGAUCGGAAUCAAAUGGGUGCCUAGUGGAUCUACUUUCCUGCCCGCUAUGGUGAACAGUGGCAUCCACGUGCUCAUGUACACGUACUACGGACUCUCCGUGUUCGGCCCAGCCGUCAGCAAAUACCUCUGGUGGAAGAAAUACCUGACUGUAUUGCAGCUGAUCCAGUUCACCUGUGCCCUGCUCCUCGGUAUCAACGGCAUCAGGACCGGCUGCGAGUUCCCGCUGUGGAUGCACUACGUCCUCAUCAUCUACAUGAUUUCCUUCAUCAUCCUCUUCGGAAACUUCUACAUGAAGGCGUAUAUUGCUAAGGGAAGCAAAUGCAUGGAAGUAAGGUACGGCCAGUGUCUCGACGAUGAAGAAACUAUAGCUCAGAGGAAACUGAAAGCAAAUUAACAAAAGUACUUCUAAUAUACAUUAAUUUAUUUUAAAUUUAGGUAAAAUGUUAUGGUACGAGUAGCUCUCUUUAGAGGCUUUGUAAAUGCUUAAUAAAAUAUUUUAUUAUAUUCGUAA
Molecule: messenger RNA, 1184 nt
Organism: Spodoptera frugiperda (fall armyworm)
Lineage: Eukaryota; Metazoa; Arthropoda; Insecta; Lepidoptera; Noctuidae
Product: elongation of very long chain fatty acids protein 4
Exons: 7
Coding region: 183-1067 (294 amino acids)
Biological process (GO): sphingolipid biosynthetic process; fatty acid elongation, saturated fatty acid; fatty acid elongation, polyunsaturated fatty acid
Cellular component (GO): endoplasmic reticulum membrane
Molecular function (GO): fatty acid elongase activity
Source: RefSeq, a predicted model, not a curated record